AUGGGAAGUCGUGUCUUUAAGGUGCGCCUCUCUCCGCAAACCCGUCAUCCAGCUCUAUGUUUUCGACAUAACGGCCUAACUGACGUGCAACAACACAGUCGACAUGGUGAACCAGCAUGGGAUACAGUUAGCCCUUCCGGCCAGGCGCCACGAUGGGCGCAGAAAGUUGAAUGGGCAAAAGCAGACCUCCUAGACCCCAGUUCAUACGGUCAACAUCUCAAGAAUGCCUCUGCUGUCGUCCAUUCGAUGGGCAUUCUCCUCGAAGCCGAUUACAAGGGCAUCUUGCAGGGCAAGGAAUCUCCUAUCACGGGACUACAGAAAGUUGUUGGGUCCUUCGCGGGUGUGACUGGGUCAAAUAAGGGCCAGAUGACAUAUCGAAUGAUGAAUACGGAAUCAGCUAUCUCCCUAGCUAAGAAGACGUCCGAAGAAAAUAUUUCAACAUUCGUCUAUAUAUCCGCCUCCUCUGGAGCUCCAGUAAUACCACAAGGCUAUAUCGCCUCAAAAAGGGAAGCCGAAUCUUCCAUACUAUCAAUGUUUCCAGAGCUGCGGAGUAUAUUUGUGAGACCAACGUUUAUGUACGACUCGUCUCGGAAGUUAUCUCUCCCUAUUGCGCUGGGCGGUAUGAUAGCUUCAGAAAUUAAUUUGUUGACGGGAGGGAAGCUCUCGGUUCUGGGGUCGAUGGCUGAAAAGCCCCUUAAAGUUAGCGUUGUUGGAGAGGCGGUGGUGGAGUCCAUUGAUGAUGGUGAAGUGAAUGGUGUCGUCAGUCCAAGGAAGAUUGAGGAUCUGGCAACCAAAGGCUGGAGAAAGACGAUGCUCUAA
Molecule: messenger RNA, 819 nt
Organism: Arthroderma uncinatum
Lineage: Eukaryota; Fungi; Ascomycota; Eurotiomycetes; Onygenales; Arthrodermataceae
Product: mitochondrial protein
Exons: 2
Coding region: 1-819 (272 amino acids)
Cellular component (GO): mitochondrion
Molecular function (GO): protein-containing complex binding
Source: RefSeq, a predicted model, not a curated record